CAAAUCUACUAUAUCCUUGGGCGCAUAUUUUUCACCGCCUACGGCAUAGGUUCCGAGGGGUCAAUACAAACAGCUAAACUAAUAUAUGUAACGGAACUAUCCUAUUCAGCAUGCCAGCUCGAGCAUCUGCUAGGUCCACGCGGACCGCUGGCGCCGUAUCCAGCAAGGCGUCCCGACGAGUAUCGUCGUCAAGUAUCGAUCUUCCCGAAGAAACGCCCGACAGCCAGUUGCGAACCCAAAUAUGUGCAAUAUUCCGCGACGCGCAGAAGACAACCGCCACUCAUAGAAAAUUAGUUGUCAAUCUCCGUAAGAUCCACGAGGCUUGCUGUUACGAGCCCACGCGCCCCAACAAGACUUCUACAACCGAAUUCAACGAGGCCGACUUCAAUACCGAGUUUACACGAUGCGUCCUCAGAGUUAUGCCCGUAAAAAAGAGCGAAGGGGUUGGCGAGAAAAUCAUCCGCUUUAUUGGCCUAUUCCUACGUCACGCUAAUGACAAGGACAACGAACUACUAGGGGAGGAAGAUGUCGAUGCUAGCACCAUGCCCGAAACCCCGAGUACUCGGCUCACUACUCAAGUUAUGGAGAUCAUCUUGCCCUUACUUACCUCCAAGGACAAGUUCGUCAGAUAUAGAUCAACCCAGCUGAUCUCUCACGUUAUCAACUCCUUAGAUGCUAUCGAUGACGACUUGUUCCAGAAGUUACGUCACGGCCUCCUUAAGAGGAUUCGCGAUAAGGAGGCUAUGGUCCGCUCGCAAGCCGUACUUGGCCUCGGUAGGUUGGCUGGAAAUCAGGUUGAGGGUAUGGUCAACUCGGAUGACAGUGAUGAUGACGCCGAAACUGGUCUGCUGGAGAAGCUCCUCGAAGUUCUGCAGAAUGAUCCUAGCGCUGAGGUGAGGCGCUCGCUUCUCGUCAACCUACCUAUUCUACCAAACACUCUCCCAUACCUCUUAGAAAGGGCAAGGGACCAGGAUCCUGCUACUCGUCGCGCGGUCUACUCUAGAUUGUUGCCCGCACUCGGUGACUUUCGGCAUCUCUCCCUCUCGAUGCGAGAGAAGCUGCUUCGCUGGGGGUUACGGGAUAGAGAUGAGAAUGUUCGAAAGGCUGCCGGAAGAUUAUUCCGCGAACGCUGGAUUGAGGAUUGCGCAGGUAUCAAUCAACCUGAAGAUGGCGAACAGCCAGCUACGACAGCUCCUCCAACCAUAGAUGGACUUCUUGAGUUACUUGAGCGCAUAGAUGUCGUCAAUUCUGGCGUCGAAAAUGGUGUCGCACUCGAGGCCAUGAAAGGCUUCUGGGAAGGAAGACCAGAUUAUCGAGAGGCUAUGGAAUUCGACGACAGUUUCUGGGAAACGCUCAGCGCCGAGUCCAUCUUUAUAGUACGAAGUUUUAACGACUUUUGCCGAACAGAAGGAAAUGGAAAAUAUGAAUUCCUAGUUGAGGAGAAACUACCUGAGGUUACCAAGUUAGCCUUCUUCCUUGAACGCUAUUUAAACGUUCUCAUUGAAGCUAUAAAGAGAGUCAACAAUCAGGAUAACGUAGAGGAGGACGAGGAGGAAGAUACAGUCGAGCAGGAGUUCAUUGUGGAGCAAUUGCUACAUAUCAUCCUCACCCUCGACUACUCGGAUGAAGUUGGCCGACGCAAGAUGUUCGCCUUACUACGGCAAACCCUAUCCAUACCGGAACUGCCCGAUGAGAUUACCAAGCUGACCAUCGAGGUGCUCCGAGACAUAUGUGCACCUGAUACAGCUGGUGAGAAGGAGUUCUGUAGUGUCGUACUGGAAGCUGUUGCGGAUGUUCACGAUACCAUUGUUGACGAAUCUGUCGUUGGGGAUGGCGAGGAGAGUUUCCACUCGGCCAGGUCCGAAGUUAGUGGCGACAGUACUCCUACCAAGAAGAAGCAUGGCGCAGACGCCAGUCUAAACGAAGAGGAAGCACGAGAGAAGGCAAUCAAGGAGAUCAUGAUCAACAUGAAAUGCUUGCACAUCGUUCAAUGCAUGCUCUCAAACGUCGAAGGAACCUUGCAGCAGAACGACCACCUUGUGUCGAUGCUUAACAAUCUAGUUGUCCCUGCCGUUCGUAGUCACGAAGCGCCCGUUCGAGAACGUGGAUUAGUCUGCUUGGGGCUCUGCUCACUCCUCGAUCGACCACUUGCCGAAGAGAAUCUAACUCUUUUCAUGCAUUUCUUCAGCAAAGGCCACUCAGCACUUCAAAUUACCGCGCUACAGAUCUUAACAGAUAUUCUGAAUGUCCAUGGAGCACAGCUUCUGACGGCAAACCCAACUUUAUUGAAAGUGUACAUUCGGGCUCUCCGAUCUGGCUCUAAAAAUCCAGAGGUCCAAGGCGCAGCCACCCUCGCAGUCUCGAAGCUAUUACUUGGCCGUGUAGUCACAGACCAUGAUACUUCGGCAGAGCUUCUCAAGACACUAAUAGUAGCUUAUUUUGAUCCUUCAACCGCAGGGAAUCAGAGCGUCAGGCAAGCCCUCAAUUAUUUCCUACCUGUAUUUUGUUAUUCGAGAGCCGAGAACCAGGAGCUUAUGGGAGCUGUGGCUCUCGAUGCGCUGCAUGCCCUAUACAACGUCAGGGAGGGCCUCGAUGACGAUGACAUUGAUGUCGAUGACGAAAUGGCCAGCCUAAAUACUAUCGGCGCCUGCUUGGUUGACUGGACAGACCCUCGAAAGUGCUACACACCUGGUAUUCCUAUGGAUGCUGACAAGAAGAAUGUGAACGGAGACGUCCAUCUAGACUUAGCAAGGGACAUUCUUGAUAAGUUAGAUAGUAAUCUGAGCAAGGAAGAGAAGAAGGUCAUCGCAUCUCUGCUAGGAAAGCUAUAUAUCUCUCCAGCCUCCUCGGAGGAUAAGAUUCGUGCCUUGUACGAAGACAUUUCGACAGCAGUCGAAGAGAACCUCGUAUCGGAUGCCACGAGUAAGAAUGCUCUCUACAAAAUCCACGUGAGCUUAGGCAAGAUCGUGAACCAACUUAACGAGCAAGACAAGAUGUCGAGGCGAAGCGCUAGUAGGAGCGUGUCUCUUGCUCCCGAUGAGAAGACCACCAUGGAAGAUGCUACUGUCAUCCGGGUGUCGAGAAUCAAGGAGGAGGAUGAAGAAGAAGAAGAAAAGGGUGAUAUAGAAGAGGAGGAGGCUGAUGUCUCUGGCCCAGCUGGUCGGAGUGAAGCUGAUUCUCUCGUAGAAGACCUUUUGACGGACGGAGAGACAUGAUAGUUAUGACUUGGAUACCUAGGUGUUAUGUCUCAUAUUAAUGUGUGAACGAAUAAAUACCCCGUUUUAAUCGAAAAACUCGCCCGAUCUAUCGUAUUACACGUUGUCUCAACCCUAGCAUUGCCGAUUGAACUCGUGGAUGGCCCAUAGACCGAGUUGCUAGAUGGACCUAGGCACCAUAUUAAACUUUGUAAUGUUCUCUCGAUCAAAGCAGAGAAGGCCACUUGCCGGUUGACUAAUUAGGGAUGAAUACGCAUAGGAGGAUAUAUUUCUGCCUCGGGAUUGAGUUCACAGCAACGAGUUUAAAAACUUGUUUAAGAGAUUAGCAAGGCGUUGGGGUUGCAUGAGAGAUCUAAGAAUCAUAACUCACCUUAACUAUUGGUGUAUGUCAUUAGAUCAUUAGAAGCUGCAAGAUAUCGAUUAUCCCAA
Molecule: messenger RNA, 3644 nt
Organism: Daldinia loculata
Lineage: Eukaryota; Fungi; Ascomycota; Sordariomycetes; Xylariales; Hypoxylaceae
Product: condensin subunit Cnd3
Exons: 2
Coding region: 111-3215 (1034 amino acids)
Biological process (GO): mitotic chromosome condensation
Cellular component (GO): condensin complex; condensed chromosome
Source: RefSeq, a predicted model, not a curated record